UCCGCGGUGCUGACGCCGCCGGCGCCGCGUGUCUGGAGGGGCCGCUGGUCGGGGUGUCCCCGCCCCACACCCGGGAGGCGGAGUGGAGUCUGGGCUGCGGCGUCUCCUCAGCCGGCCCCGCCGGGGCGUCUGUCGGGAGAGGCGCCUCGCCACCCCUGCCCCCGGAGGCCUUUCCCAGGACGGAGAGCGAGAACGGCGCUCAGCUUUGCCCUCAAGCCCGAAGGCCGCGCGGCCUAGCAGACACUUCACAACCCGGCCCCAGAGCUGAGUGAGGAUCCCUUCCUCGCCGAAAACGGCUUUGGCUACGCGCAGCUCGCAGCUCGCGCGCCAAGCUCCAGCUCCCCGGUCAGUUCCCCGGGCUUCACGGGGCCGGCGUCCGCCAAUGACACGUGAGAAGGUGGAGCACCUCUCAGCCCACGUGACUGGCUUCCAGUUGUGGUGUUGGGUCUUGACGAUUCCUGGGUGCUUCGUGCGUUGAGUGGGGAUGCCCAACGCCUACACGGUGACACAGAGGUUGUCAGCUAAACCGGCUGCAAAAGUGGGAACGAAGCCCAAAAAGGCGGCAGGAAAGAAUAAAUCUUCAGACAAAAAAAGGUGCAAACAAAAGGGAAAAGGGGAGCAAAGGGAAAACAGGCUGAAGCGGCUAACCAAGAGACUAAAGAAGGUGUGCCUGCAGAAAAUGGAGAAACUAAAAACGAGGACAGCCCAGCCUCUGUUGGCGCAGGAGAGAGAGAAGCCAGGUCUGAUAAAUGCCCAGCGAGUCGCUGUUGAAACCCAACAGCAAAGUGACCUGCACACCGCAGCCUGCCUUGAAGACACCACUACCGCCCGUCUCCCACAUGCCCAAGGCCCCAGAGACCCAGCAGCAUUUAUCAAUAUUACAAAACUUCAAAAGGCUCAGCUGUGGUCUUUAGUCACCUGCCUGGGCCUCUUCCCGUCUUCUGGCACAAGCGUGACUGAAUGUAAAGAAAAAGGCAGGCUGAGGAGGCAAUCUGGUAUUUCCAGCAAUCCUAUCACCCAGGGGUACGUGUCGAGCACACGGGACGCCAGGACUCAUGGGCGGUUAUUCUGCCGACACGAGGAGCUGCAGUUCAUUCCCAUUAAGGCUCUGUCAACACAAAGACCACCCGACGGGGCUGACCUCGUGCCCCCUGGAAGGUCUCAGGCCUGGGCCAGAGCCGUGUGUCCAGGGGGCCGGGCCCAGGGCAGCGGCGUGCUUGGGGACCGAGGCUCUCUCAGCUGA
This is a messenger RNA of Balaenoptera ricei (Rice's whale), 1243 nucleotides long. RefSeq lists its product as uncharacterized. The record is from RefSeq and is a predicted model, not a curated record. The coding region runs from base 485 to 1243 and encodes 252 amino acids. Lineage: Eukaryota; Metazoa; Chordata; Mammalia; Artiodactyla; Balaenopteridae. The transcript is spliced from 6 exons.